Molecule: messenger RNA, 732 nt
Organism: Leptosia nina
Lineage: Eukaryota; Metazoa; Arthropoda; Insecta; Lepidoptera; Pieridae
Source: the annotation of a GenBank genome assembly
AUGUUUAGGUACCAAAUAGCUGUGUUGUUCUUCGCGGCGCUGACUUCGGCCGCCCGAAAUGACCUGACAAAACUCUUAUCGCUCAGUGCGAGGAACAGUGACGGUGCUGUCGUCAAUGUGACCAGUGCGUCCAUAGUGAUACCAUCCUUCAGUGUCCGGACCUCGCGGAGUCCGCAAGAGUUUCAGAAGUAUGCUUUCCGGCCGCGAUCGAUGCCGGAGACUAAGUAUAAGUCUGAAGUGCUCUUCCCUGGCAAUUACUUCGCAAUUUCCGAAGGGAAGAGUGAUGAGGACGCCGCGAAGGAGGCCUACUCGCGAUUCCAGCCUCAGCCGAUACCUUUGAGGCCGGAGGGCAGGUCCCUAGAUGAUGAAGAGGAGAUUGAGAAGCCCGAAGAUAUCACUGAGCAAGCUUCAAGAAGAUCAUUGUCAUACAUCUUUGGAGGUGGAGAGGACGAAGAGGCCGACGAUGAAGACGGAGAAUUCGAAGUCGAAGAAGAUGAAACGGGAGCAGAGACCAAAUCCAAAAACAAGAGAAAGAAUAAAAAUAAAGGAUCAAAAUCCAAGCGCUAUUCCAAAUACAUGGUGCCUCUUCUCUUAGCAUAUAAGCUGAAGUAUUUCGCAAUAGUCCCCGUCAUGAUUGGAGGUCUGGUACUGCUAGCAGGAGCUACGGGCUUAGCUGGAUUCUUCUUUGCUCUAUUCGCAGCGACCAUGGCUUUACAGAAGGGAGGAUACUAA